Peromyscus eremicus (cactus mouse) is the source of this 1679-nucleotide messenger RNA. It is a transcript of the gene Chka, whose product is annotated as choline kinase alpha. Gene Ontology annotation, cellular component: cytoplasm. Gene Ontology annotation, molecular function: ethanolamine kinase activity; choline kinase activity. The transcript has 13 exons. The record is from RefSeq and is a predicted model, not a curated record. NCBI's taxonomy places the organism in Eukaryota, Metazoa, Chordata, Mammalia, Rodentia, Cricetidae. Gene Ontology annotation, biological process: CDP-choline pathway; phosphatidylethanolamine biosynthetic process. Bases 117 to 1508 code for a protein of 463 amino acids.
ACGAAGCCGGCGAGCCAUUUCCCGCGCCCGGCCCCCCGAGGCGGGCAUCCAGUCGGACCCUGAGCGUCGCCCUCUCGCGCUGCGGCCGUCCGCGCCUUCUCGGCCUCCUGUCCGGCAUGAAAACCAAGUUCUGCACCGGGGGCGAGGCGGAGCCGUCGCCGCUCGGGCUGCUGCUGAGCUGUGGUGGCAACGCUGCCCCGGCGCCCGGCGUGGGGCAGCAGCGCGACGCCGCAGUCGAGCUGGAGCCCAAGCAGCUUGGUGGCCGGACCCAGCCUCUCGCGCUGCUCCCGCCGCCGUCGCCUCCCCUGCCGCUGCCCCCGCCGCCAUCGCCGCCGCUAGCGGACGAACAACCCGAGCCCCGGACGCGGCGCAGGGCCUACCUGUGGUGCAAGGAGUUCCUGCCCGGUGCCUGGCGGGGCCUUCGCGAGGACCAGUUCCACAUCAGUGUCAUCAGGGGCGGUCUCAGUAACAUGCUGUUCCAGUGCUCUUUGCCAGACUCCAUAGCCAGUGUUGGCGAUGAACCUCGGACAGUGCUCUUGCGAUUAUAUGGGGCGAUUUUAAAGAUGGUGUUUUUGAUAAAGCUGUGGAAUGGCAAGAGGUCCUGUAAUAAAGAGGGAUCCGAACAAGCUCAGAAUGAAAAUGAAUUUCAAGGGGCCGAGGCGAUGGUUCUGGAGAGUGUUAUGUUUGCCAUUCUUGCAGAGAGGUCACUUGGGCCAAAACUCUAUGGCAUCUUUCCCCAAGGCCGACUGGAGCAGUUUAUCCCGAGCCGACGAUUGGACACUGAAGAAUUAUGUUUACCAGAUAUUUCUGCAGAAAUAGCUGAGAAAAUGGCCACAUUUCAUGGAAUGAAAAUGCCAUUCAAUAAGGAGCCAAAAUGGCUUUUUGGAACAAUGGAAAAAUACCUGAAUCAAGUGCUAAGACUUAAAUUCAGUGGGGAGGCCAGAAUCCAGCAACUGCACAAGUUCCUCGAUUACAACUUGCCUCUGGAGCUUGAGAACCUGAGGUCAUUGCUGCAGUAUACUAAAUCUCCAGUUGUAUUUUGUCAUAACGACUGUCAAGAAGGUAAUAUCUUAUUGUUGGAUGGCCAAGAGAAUUCUGAAAAGCAGAAGCUGAUGCUCAUUGACUUUGAAUACAGCAGUUACAAUUACAGGGGAUUUGACAUUGGAAAUCAUUUCUGUGAAUGGAUGUAUGAUUAUACCUAUGAAAAGUAUCCUUUCUUCAGAGCAAACAUUCAGAAGUAUCCUACCCGAAAACAACAGCUCCAUUUUAUUUCCAGUUACUUGACUGCAUUCCAGAAUGAUUUUGAAAGCCUCAGUAGUGAAGAGCAGUCCGCCACAAAAGAAGACAUGCUGGUUGAGGUCAACAGAUUUGCCCUCGCCUCCCAUUUCCUCUGGGGACUUUGGUCCAUUGUACAGGCCAAGAUUUCAUCCAUUGAAUUCGGGUACAUGGAAUAUGCCCAAGCCAGGUUCGAUGCCUAUUUUGACCAGAAGAAGAAACUUGGGGUGUGAAUGGGAUGGCUCCACUCUUCACCACUGGACUGCAGGAGGCGGCUGCGCCAGGCCCUCGGUGGAGCUUUGCUGUGACCACUGCCCUGGGGCAGAAGGCCUGGACGUCUCACUACUGAGCACCGAUGUAUAUGAUACUACAGACUAUAUUAAAGUGGAGUAACAUUUCUCUCA